ACCAGCUGUGUCCUCCUGGCGAAUGGCUGCGAAUAUUAGUUGAUGCUGUAGAACCUGGCCAGAAAAAAAGAAUUAAUUUUACUUUUGGUAAGUUUUCAGUGGUAUGAAACAUCCUAUGGGCAGAAGAUAUUUGUAUAAUUGAACGCAACAUUUUUCAGAUGUUGAAUGUUCAAACGCAGGCUUGUACAGUCAGCUUUGCUUUAACUCCUCUGGCUUCUUGCGUUCCGCGUGUAAGCAUGUGUGAAGGCCAACGGUAGAUGAUACAUUUAAACGUAAUGUUUCAUUCUUAUUUUACUAACUGUAUGUGAAACUAUCCGUACGUGUGUGUUUGUUAGGCACAUUUAGUGAAUAUAUAUAUAUAUAUAUAUAUAUAUAUAUAUAUAUAUAUAUAUAUAUAUAUAUAUAUAUAUAUAUAUAUAUAUAUAUAUAUAUAUAUAUAUAUAUAUAUAUAUAUAUAUAUAUAUAUAGUACGGGACCAUAUUUUUGUACAAUACUAACCCUACUGGCAUCGACUUACACGUGCCAUAAAGUUAGCGCAAUUUAUUAUUAGGUUUCGAAAACGGCUAUACAGGUAAAAAGGUGAAACGAGUUAAAGUUGUAAUAUUGCAGUUAUAUACCGUGCUAACAUAUUAGGCAACAUAGUGAUACACUUCAAUUGUCCUCAAAAUUUUUUUCUUGGUGGCAAAUGCCCAUUUAUUAUCAUAAUAUUAUCAGUGGGCAUUGCUUCGUAGUUCGAUGGCUAAAAUGAACCAAUCAGCUGGCUAAAUUGCAUUGUUUGCUAAGAAAUUGUUGCGGCCGCAGAAUUUAAGAUAGUGUGCAUAAUGUCUUUGAUUUACUUGAAAAACUCAACAAUCAAUUCAUUAGGUGAUGAGGAAAAGAAAAAGGAAAUCGUUUCCGUGUCGGGUGUUUUAUAGAUACAAAAAAUUCACAUCCACAAACUGCCUUGUAUAGGGAUGUUCUGAAUACAGGUAUUUGACAAAAUAUGAACAUCAGAUAUGAAAUGACAUUUUGCCCGAUACUUACUGGAUAUUAUUUUUAACUUUAGAUUCCCAGUCGACUCCCCUGUUACAGAGAUUUAUUUUUACCAAUAUAUCAAAGGAUAAGGAAAUACUAAAACAAUGGUUAUAUUAGGCAAAACUAAAUAAGUAUUGUUGAAGUUCCAACAUUAGUACAUGUCAUACAAAUAUUAUCCAGAAUCCAGUUACCAUUUCUACUGGUAUCAUGUAGAGUACUAUUUAGCACAACGGGAUUUGGAAACAGGGGUGGAUUACUGGAUUUAUAGGGAAGGGGGUACACACCCCUGUCGGGCCUGGUCAACAAGGGUGCAAAAAAACCAAAUUCAGAAAUAUAGCACAAUUUCCAAGGUUUUUCAUUUUUUGAAAUCAAACUGAAGCUCAUAAUUCAAUGUAAAUUGCAGGAAAUGACAUUUCUAGGGUUUUAAUUUUCAAAGUUUUCCGGGGGUAUACUCUGGACUCCCUAGGGAGCUUGUUGUUAGCUAAUUCAUUUGAAUGAUCUCCCACCACCCCCUAGAGAAUUAUAAAGAAACACUCGGCUGCUCACCCAGAAAAACCUUGCUGGAUCCACCCUUGUCUGGAAAGUUGGUAUCCAGCACAUCCAUACACUGCAUAUAUUAUUAAGUGACAAAUUAUUUAAGACAGAAAAACAAUAUUUUAGGAUAAUUCAAAUUGUAAACGUUCAAGUUGUUUUGUCUAUUUUUAUUAUUACAAUGAACUCAUGGCAACAAUAUACAGGAGAUUGUGCUUUGUAUACCAUAUAAAUAAAUUAAUAUACAACUGCAUGUUCUGAACGUUUUUAUUCUUAACUUUAUAUCUGCUUGUUUCAUGUCAAUAUAUUUUGACAUAUGCCUGUUAUGAUAAUAAAGUUAUUUAUACAAAAAGUUUUAGUUGACAGUUGUGUUGGGGAAACCCGAAUGCAUUCCAUUCACCAAAAUGAAAACUAACUACAAAUUGAUUUUUAUUAGUCGCUGGGGCACUGUGCCCACAGCGACUCUAGGUUUUGGCACGCAUUUUUUUCGCGGAUCUCCAAUCGCAGUUCGCAAAUCUCCGUUGUACACAAAUUUCCAUUAUGCACGUCACGAUUUUAAGGAAAAUUGAGUAUAUUGAAGUGGAAACAUGUGAGACAACGACAUUGAAUUAUAGAACUAUAUACAGUAGUUCAAUUUAGUUAUGUUGGAAAAUUGAGCAAAAUUGAUUAUAUUUAAGUGGAAACAUUUGCGACAAGGACUCAAGAUUCUCUGCUCAAGGAGUGAAAAGACAAAAUAUCGUGAAUAUUUUUGUAUAGUUUUCAAGGAUUCAAGAUUGAAGCCUGAUAGAUGUUUCACAGUGUAAGAGCUGAAUGUAUUUUAUCUUCAGAUACGCUCAUCUCGCAUGAAUGUGCACAUAUUCGUCAUAGACCUACACUAAAAGAUGCUGAGAGAUUUCGAGCUGGGUCUAUGAUUCAUGAAUACAAACAUACCGUCGGGUACAAAAAAUGCAAAUAUACCUUCGGGUAUAUACAUGCAUUAUUCGUGGAAAGGCCUACACUAAAAUAUGUUGAGCGUUUCCGAACCAGGCCAAUGACCGCACGAAUACAAAAUUACCGAAAGGUACUAUCAUGUUGCUGUCAAAGACAUCAAACGUUUCUCAAAAUCUUAUUCUAAAAUGUUAUUUAAAUAUGUUUACAUCAUUAAUGCAUACAAAAUGUGACACACAUUUUGUAUGCGACAGGUAUACAAAACUUUAAAUCACAUAAUAAAUGUCCAUCAGUCUGCGCUUUGUUCAGACAUCGAGACCAAUCCUGGACCUGUAUACUAUAUAGAUCCUAGCAUGACAAUAAGUGCACCAUGUUGUCAGGGAAAUGAACUUAUAUUUGGCAAAACAGCAGGACAGCAAUGUUUGGCCAUGUGUUUAUUUGCGCUCAUAUACAAUAAAACACAGGGCAUUUACUCAUCACAAGAUUUGGCUCGGUUAAUGAAUGUUGGCAAUGAAUUAUAUUCAAACUUGACACGUUCGACAAGCCAAUCAUUUCUAAUGUUUACAGAACUGCCUACGCAACUUCCGUAUUCAACACAGAUUAUAUUCUCCAGUAUAGUGAAAGCUAUAGUGGCAGACCUGACUCGUCCCCAGUCGUCUCUAAAGGCCUUAAAAGCUGAAUUAACUCAUAGGAUUAACUUGAGAUAUCGCGAGACACGCGCAAAUGCAGUAAAAAUCACGCGCGGAGAGUGGGUGCGCGAGGGACGACGGGAAGGGAGAAACGAGGGAGACGACUGGCAGAUCCUGGAUUCAAGAUGGCCACUAAAACAAUGGCGGAUUUUGAAGAAAAUCAUGAUCUCCAAAAUAGGCCAUUUCAUCGUGCGUAUUUAGACGGAAAACUACCAUGUCCUCACAGAUCGGGUAAAAGUAACUCUGUGAAAGUAUUUUUCGAGGAGAAAGGAAUCGCGCAACAUUUCAGAACCAAAGAUAGUGGGAUUGUAUUUGACGAAGAGAAACAACUUCGAGAUGCACGCCGUAUAUUUAGAUUUUCUCACGGAGAAGAAACGAAACAGCAUUUGGAAAUCCUUUCCAAACAACGCCAGCUUCAGGUAGGUGACUUAAUAAUAUGUAUUGCUCUUUCAAGCACUGUGUUUGGCAAAUUAAUAAUUCAUGAGCUACAUGCAAAAAUUUACAUAUGUUUCGUCAGGUUGCUACUCUUGAAAUCAAAUCUACGUGUAUAUUCACAGUAUUUUCCAUCUCUCACUUAUUUUAGAGCAACGACUACGAACGCUUUAGCAUAUCAACGCGGUAUGAAGCCUGCCUUACCAUUGAUUUAGUGGCGAAAUGUCCACAAGAAUGUGCCAAGCUUGUAGGGAUGUUAUUAAUGCAUUAUGGUCAACUGAGAUCGUAUAGCGAAGGAGCGAAGCCAGAAAUACUGGAAGUGAGCAAGCCAGGGUUGUUUGUAAAGUUUAACACAUGGUAUUCCAAACGAAUUGUUGGAGAAAACCUCAUUACAAUAGUGGUGGCAGAGGCAAUUUUCGUCAAAAGGGUAAGAUCAGUAUCUAUGUUUUUAAUACAUGUAGUUUUACUGUAUUAUUAGAAUGUUAGGGUUUGUUUGUCAAACACACAAACAGGUUCAAUUCCUACCAAAGGACCUUGUGCAGGGUGUUAGCCAGAAGUAAAAAAAAUCCGCGUUUACCUGAAAUUGGGAAAUUUAUUUUAGCCUGAAGCCGGGCAUUUCUUUGUGGGUCUGGGGGCAUGCGGUUGCCCUCUCGAUUUUUAAAAUUUCUGUGUCUUUGAAAUGGCAUUUCCCACAUUGUGCGAGUAAUUUUGAGCAAAUGUAGUUAUAAACAUGUUUUUAAUUAAUGGUGUAUUAACAACAUUGAAUUUCUAUAACAAUUUUUUGGCUGACCCUAAUUGGGAAAUUGCGACCUCAAGGUAAUUGGGAAAACGGCGUUUAACGCGGAAUUUUUGACUAUAGCUAACACCCUGCUUGUGCUGCAUUUUUUCGCAGUCGUUCCUGGUAAGGUCUUAAAAUGUACAUAAUUACUUGGAUUACAAACCCUAACAUUCUAAUAAUAAUUCCACCAAGUGAAGUGCAAGAAACCACAUCAUUCAAGUUUUACUGUAUGCCACAAAUAGUCAAAAUUUCUUUCUCAUUAUGUGCAUACCCUUCCCAAUACUCAAAUUCUACACUUAAUCUGUCUAUGUUUUUUAUGCAACAUUGAUUUAGUCUAUUACAUUCAUUCCUAAAUUAUAGAUCUAUUUUGAUUUUUGUAGGAUCUAUCAUUAUAUGCAGGUCAAGAAAGCUCAGUGUCAACACGUACAUAUAUGUAAUAAUAUACAAACUGAAUUUGAGCUGACAGGAAACAAGAUUCUGGACACUUUGAGACAAGUGUUUAAGCAUGAAAAGUUCAGAGGAAAACAGCAAGAAGCGAUUGAAAGUGUCAUAAAUGGACAUAACACUUUGCUUAUAAUGCCAACAGGUUGUGGUAAGACAGUGUGUUAUGCUGUUCCUGCUGUAAUGGAGAACAAAGUUGCUGUCGUUGUAUUUCCAUUAUUGGCAUUAUUGCUUGAUCAAGCAGAAAGGUUAAGAAGAAAAGGUAUGAAUGUUUGCUACCUGAUGACCGAUAUGGAAGAAGAAGAAAGAGAAAAUGUAAUCCACAAACUGAACUGUAAUCCGCCAGAGUACAACUUCUUUUUUGUCACACCUGAAACUGUGUUAACACCUGUUGUGUUAACAUUAUUACAAAGUCUUUAA
Paramuricea clavata is the source of this 5232-nucleotide messenger RNA. The record is from the annotation of a GenBank genome assembly. NCBI's taxonomy places the organism in Eukaryota, Metazoa, Cnidaria, Anthozoa, Malacalcyonacea, Plexauridae.